AAAAGCAGACAUUCUGGCAAAAGGCGUCUUGUGAAGCUGUGCUGAUAGCUACAAAUCACGACAAGAUGACAACACACCAGGUUUCAAAAAGAUUAGCGUCCGACGAGGCAUGCUGUCUGUCCUGAGGGUGUAGACACACAUUUGGCGGAUGGAACGUUGUGCUUAUCUGGUCAUAGAAUAUGACUGGCGCUUGGUUAUCUUUAUCUUCUCGACAGCUUUACUAUCCCAUCCUUCUAGUGCUUCUCGCGGCCGUGGCGUGUCGCAGCCGAAUGCGGGGUCGGAGAGUGAUACGGUAUACACGAGUCGGCAUGUACUUCUGUCGGCCAGAAGGAAUUGUUUCAUCCGCCGUUCACAUACCCGACUCCUCCCGAACCAGUGUGGUUAAGCAGGAUGCAUGCAGGCUGCGCAGGGUUGUGCAUUCAAUGGUGCUGUUCGUCAUAUCCAGAAAACAGAACGGGGAUUCGGUUCUGGAAAUAUCGGAGUUAUGAUGCUGACUGACUGACUCGGGAACCAACCAGCGAUCCGCAUAACGACCAAGCUGUAUUACUAAUGCCACCACAGCUUUGCUCGACCAAUCCUGACCUUUUAACGAACCAGCCA
Aspergillus uvarum CBS 121591 is the source of this 600-nucleotide messenger RNA. RefSeq lists its product as uncharacterized. NCBI's taxonomy places the organism in Eukaryota, Fungi, Ascomycota, Eurotiomycetes, Eurotiales, Aspergillaceae. The transcript has 3 exons. The record is from RefSeq and is a predicted model, not a curated record. The coding region runs from base 180 to 488 and encodes 102 amino acids.